This is a messenger RNA of Rotaria sordida, 2904 nucleotides long. Lineage: Eukaryota; Metazoa; Rotifera; Eurotatoria; Philodinida; Philodinidae. The record is from the annotation of a GenBank genome assembly.
AUGUUUUGGGUAUAUAUAACUGCGAUAUAUUCUGUGGUAAUCAUUACUGCUCAUCGAUUACCUCCACCAUUUGAUAUUCGUAUUGAUUAUUAUAAAGUUGAAACAACAAAAGACUUAGUAAUCAAUACACCUCGACCACGAUUAUCUUGGAAAUUACCAAUUUCAAAUGAACGUAAUGUUCAACAAACAGGUUAUCAAAUUCAAAUUCAAUCAGAUACAGAUAAAUGGGAUAGUGGACGAAUAGAUUCAAGUCAAUCAAUUCAUGUUCCAUAUAUAAAUAAAAAUGAUCUUAAACCAUCAACACAUUACCAAAUUCGACUUCGUAUAUGGACAACAUUAUCUAAUCAAGCAAGUUCAUGGACAGAUUGGAUACGAUUUCGAACAUCAAUAUAUAAUUUACAUGAAUAUAUUAUGCAACAUAAUAAUGAAGUUUAUUGGAUUGGUUCAACACAAAUUUAUAUGAAUGAAUUAAGAAAAGAAUUUAAUGUACCUAAUGAUAGUCCUAUUCGAACAGCAAUUGCUUUUAUAUCUGGUAUUGGCUAUUAUGAAUUAUAUGUCAAUGGACAAAGUGUUGAUGCUAGUCGAAAAUUAGAUCCAGGUUGGACAACAUAUGAAAAACGUACUUUAUUUGUUUCUUAUGAUCUUAAACCGACUAUUAAGGCAGGUAUGAAUGCUAUAGGUGUUAAAUUAGGUAAUGGUUGGUAUAGUCAAGAACAGUAUGUACCACCGUCUGUCAGUGAACCAAAUUAUGGUCCUCCUCGUCUUCUAUUUGUUUUACAAAUUGUUUUUGAAAAUACUAACGAUAUGGUAAUCUAUAGUGAUCAAACAUGGAAAGGUCGACUAGGAUCAAUUUUACAUGAUAGUGUUUAUAAUGGAGAAAUAGUUGAUAAUCGAUAUGAUCGUCCCAAUUGGGCUCAAGUUGGAUUUAAUGAUACAUUGUCACUUUGGCUUACACCUGAAAUAUUGCCAUCACCAGUUAAUAUAACUGCUAAUGGUCAAAUGACUUUACAAGAUAUGCCACCAAUACGUGCUGGUCCUGAUGCAUUACAUUUUGAAAUUAAUAAUCCAUUAGAAUUAGAAAAUAGUUAUUUAUUAAAAGAAGAUUUAAGUGAUAUUAUAGGUGCACAAUUACAUGACGGUGGAAUAUUGAAACCUAUUAGUGUAUCAACACCAGUUUUAGGUGUUCAUACAUUUGAUAUGGGACAAAAUAUGGUUGGAUGGUGUCGUUUUCAUUUUCAUGGUCCACGUGGUCUUGGUAUUUAUAUUCGUCAUGCUGAAGCAUUAGCACAACCAGUUGUAUCAACACAUCAAGCAUAUGGUGGAAUCUAUGUAGAAAAUCUUCGUGGUGCUACACAGUCUGAUAGUUAUAUAUUACGUGGUGAUCCAAAUGGUGAAAUUUAUGAACCACGUUUUACUGUUCAUGGUUUUCGUUAUAUAUCAGUUUUUGGUUCACCAAAUCCUUUAACAGUUAAUGAUGUUGAAUGUCCUGUUGUACAUAGUGAAACAACAGUCAAAGGACAUUUUGCAUCAACUAAUCCAGUAAUUAAUCAAAUUCAACAUAAUGUUCAAUGGGGUCAACUAAGUAAUUCAAUGUCAUUACCAACUGAUUGUCCACAACGUGAUGAACGAAAAGGAUGGAUGGGUGAUGCUGCCCUGUCUGUCAAUGAAGCUUUAUAUAAUUUUGAUUUAAUAAAAUUUUAUUUAAAUUAUCUUAAUUUAAUUGCUGAUAUUCAAUUACCUGAUGGUUCAAUAUCUGAUACUGUACCAGUAACAUUCGGUGGUUAUCCGGCUGAUCCAAAUUGGGGUACUGCAUUACCAACAAUAACAUGGCAAUUAUAUCGUCAUUAUAAUGAUAUAGAAAUUCUUCGUGAUCAUUAUUCAAAUAUUCGUGCUUAUGUUGAAUCUCUUCGUGCUGGUUACAAUAAGACAGGUUUAGCUAAACUUGCUUACCAUUAUGGUGAUUGGGUACCACCACCACCACAACCAAUGACAAAUGUGUAUCUUAUUGCAUCAUAUGGAUUUUUACAUGAUGUUUCAUUAUUAAUAAAUAUGUCACAAAUUCUCGGUUAUACAAAUGAUACGCAAUCAUAUACAAUAUUUUAUCAAAACUUAGCUGAAGAAUUUCAUCGAGUAUUUUUUACACCAACAGCUGGUUAUUAUGCUGAUGGUAUGCAAGCAGCACAAAUACUUGCAUUAGCUUUACCUAAUGUUGUACCAACCAAUGUACGUGAUACAGUUUUUAAACAUUUAAUUCAAGAUAUUAACGAUAAAGGAAAUCAUGUAUCAACAGGAAUUGUUUCUACUGCUGCAAUUUUUCCACUUUUAUCUGAUAAUGGUCAACAUGAUUUGGCAGUUGAAUUAGUUUCUUCAAUAACAUAUCCAUCAUUUGGUUAUAUGUUUAAUAAUCCAUAUGAAAAUGCUACAACAAUGUGGGAAUUAUGGGAUGCGCCAAUGGAAGGUCCAGGAAUGGAUUCACGAAAUCAUCAUAUGUUUGGAAGUAUUGGUGGAUGGUUUUAUUCACAUUUGGCUGGUAUUAAUUUUCAAUCUAAUUUAAUUAUUAUACGACCACGAAUGUUAACAGAAAAUAAAAAACGUCUUUUAACAAAAAUUGAUUGUCAAUUAAAUACAUUAUAUGGACUUGUUCAUGUUUCAUAUACACGUGAUGAACAUUAUACAUUACCAAAUUCAAUUUUACUUCGAGUUUCAAUACCAUCAAAUGCUCAAGCUCAAAUUAUAUUUGAACCAUUGUUUCCUGGUGCUCGAUGUGUGCUAUUGAUCGAAAAUAAUAACAUUAUUUGGUCAAUUGAUAAUAAGGAAAAUAAUGUUUGUCAUGAUUCAAACACUGGUUUAAUUACUCUUGAAAUUGGAUCAGGAGAUUAUGAAUACCAAGCUUUUUGGAAAUGA